AUGUCAGGGGUAAAGGAGCUGCGCAGUGGGGAAAUGCCUGGGAAGCUCCUAUCUGCGAAAGUCAAGGUGCGGAAGGAAAGGACCAUGAUCCCAUCGCUGAAAUGGAAGGGGACGGAGCACAAGGACAACAAGAGCAUUCUGAGCGCGGCGUCGGAGUUCUACGCGGAUCUUUUCGCCGAGCCCCCGCCGCGGGGGGAGAUGCCGACCUGGCCGAUUGACCCGCGCAAGCGGCUGUGGGAGGAGGACAGGGAGCAGCUGGAUGCGGAAUGGUCGGAGGAUGAAGUCAAACAGGCGCUCAAGGACAUGGCAAACGGCAAGUCCCCGGGUGCGGACGGGAUCCCCAAGGAGUUUUACAGUCGCCACUGGGACCUGCUGGGCGGGGAUCUUCUCGGGUUCGUGCGGAAGUUCGAGGAAACGGCGAUUUUACCGGCAUCUGCGCAGGAGGCAGUCACCAUCCUCCUGCACAAGAAGGGGCCGAGGGACCAAGUUCAGAACUACCGGCCGAUCACGCUUCUGAAUAGCACGUACAAGCUGAUCGCCCGGGUGAUUGCUAACAGAAUGAGGAAGGUGCUGGACAAAGUGAUCUCGGAAGAGCAAUAUGGAUUCUUACCGGGCAGAAGGCUUUCUGACGGCGUUUCGCUUAUCGCUAACGUGGUUGAGGCAGCAAAAAACAAAAAUGAAGAUUGGUACCUCCUGCUUGUGGACUUCCAGAAGGCCUUCGACUCUGUCUCACGUGAUUUCUUGUUCACAACGAUGGAGCGGAUGGGUUUUUCGCGGAGGUUUGUCGGGUGGUGCAGAGGCCUGCACGAGGGUUCAUCUACGAGGCUGCUCCUUAACGGUUGGCUGGGGGAGAGCGUCGCCGUCCGGAAAGGCGUGCGGCAGGGGUGUCCACUUGCGCCGUACUUGUUUCUCUGCGCGGUAGAACCAAUCUGCCAAGAGGCAAAAAGAAGGAAACUGGGGAUCAGUAACCCGUUUGGCGGAAGGCUGGCCUACCUGGGGUACGCGGACGACACGACGUUGGUGCUGGAUGGCAAGCGGCAGAUUGGUCGGGCGGUGAAGCUGCUCGAAGAUUUCGGGGAGAGGUCAGGCCUCCGGGUAAACAUGGAGAAGUCAGCCCUCCUUCCGCUGGGGAGCAACCUGACAAAAAAGGCAGACAAAGACUCAUUAUUUCGCUGGGUAAAGCCAAAUGAAGCGGAGCGACUACUUGGAGUAUGGAUCUCGCCCUCUGGGGACGCGGCCGUAACAUGGGAGAUUACGCUGGAACGGGCAGCUGCGGAGUUCGGGAAGUGGCAGGUCCACUACCUGACCACUACGGCGAGAGUAGUGGUGGUGAACGGCUACGUGAACCCCAUCCUCGCCUUUCAAGCGCAAGUGUAUGCACCUCCCCCGGAGAUCUGGGCGAAGAUCGUGAAGCUGCUCCACAACUUUGUAUCUGGAAACUACGCGACAGCGGGGAAGCAGUUCGCGCUCUGGAGCCAGGAGUUGCUGUUUAAGCCACGGAAGGAGGGAGGUCUGGGCGUCCGAGAUCCCUUCACGGAGCUGGGUGGCUAUGCCGCGAGGCGGGUGGCGCUUCUGAUGUCGCAGCAAGGCGGGUUUCGUGCUGACCUGGCACACACGGCAGCAGACAUUCAGGAUUGUCAAGUCUUCUGGGGGCACAAGGACCAGAUGAAGCAGUGGAAGGGGAAAAGCGACAGAUGGAAGCGCACCUGCGAGCUCUUCCUGGAGUCCAACUUUGCGGAGAGUAUCGCGGCGUCCACGGUCUGGGAGGUGGAGCAGGAGCUGUUGCUGUACAAUCGCUGCCUCCUGCCGAACGGGAAGAAACCUGCGGGGAGGCAAAACGCGGCAAAAGGGCUUGCGCGAUCAACCAUGCGGGACCUGAUAGUUGUUCACCCAGAUGGUUCCAGAACGCUGAAAACUGAGGAGGAAAUGGGAAGAUCCUUCGGGGGAGAUGCAGGAGGGAAGCUGGCAAAGCGGAUUUUCGACGCAGCCCCUGACGAGUGGAAGCAGCUGCUGCUAACACCAAUCACGGCGGAGAAAGUCGUGGAGGUAUCUGGUUUUGUAUUAAAGGCGGGGACCAGCCAUGGCCUCUGGAAGGUGGUCAGUGCAGAUGGCAACUUGCUAGUCUGCCGAGCAUUCCGCUGCGUCUCUGGCGUGCUAGGUGAUGCAGAGGAGCGUUACUGCACGCUGCAUGUUUGGGAGGUGACUCCUGCCGUCAUCAGGGAGGGGCGCUUUCUGGGGCCUGCGGGGAGCCCCAAAGCGAGGUUGCUGUGCUCACCAAUAUGGGAAGGUGGCUGUCCGGCAAAACUCAAACAGCUUCGGAAGGGUUUUGAGAGGCUUGGUGGGAAGCCGGGGCAGCAGACUGCUUGGGAGGAGGUACGGGGCCGCCCGAUCGACUGGCAGAGGGCGAUAAGCGUGCGGGACUCAGAAGCUAUUCCAAACCGGGCGCGUGACGUGCUGCUCCGGAUCCACAGUAGAAACCUGCAAGUAGGAGAGAGGUUGCAUUUUCUCGGAGCGGCGGUCGCUUGCGCGCAUUGUGGGGAAAGGGAAACGCUGGAACACGCACUCUUCCACUGUCCGCGCAUUCAGCCGGUGGUCCGGGCGCUGCUGAGAGCAAUUCGCAUGCUCAAUCCGAGGAGGAAGGUGGAGUCGUUGGGGGAUCUCCUGUUCCAGAAAGCGGGAAUCGCGGCGGCUUUCCAGUUGCAUGUCAAGAUUUACACUCGUGCUAAGGCAGCGAAGCGGAGGCUUGGUGUUUCUCGUGCCAACCUGGACGGGGAUGAGCGCCGAGCCAUGGAUAGAAUCUGGGACACGUCGAUAAAGCCGGCCACGUGGGCGAAAGGUUUCAUGUCCCUGUGGUCGAAUCCGAAGGCUGCUUUCCGUCCUCCGUAG
Messenger RNA from Closterium sp. NIES-65, 2886 nucleotides. The record is from the annotation of a GenBank genome assembly. Lineage: Eukaryota; Viridiplantae; Streptophyta; Zygnematophyceae; Desmidiales; Closteriaceae.